Messenger RNA from Frankliniella occidentalis (western flower thrips), 2659 nucleotides. It is a transcript of the gene Deaf1, whose product is annotated as deformed epidermal autoregulatory factor 1. NCBI's taxonomy places the organism in Eukaryota, Metazoa, Arthropoda, Insecta, Thysanoptera, Thripidae. The transcript has 10 exons. Gene Ontology annotation, molecular function: RNA polymerase II cis-regulatory region sequence-specific DNA binding; DNA-binding transcription activator activity, RNA polymerase II-specific. The record is from RefSeq and is a predicted model, not a curated record. Gene Ontology annotation, cellular component: nucleus. Bases 122 to 1708 code for a protein of 528 amino acids. Gene Ontology annotation, biological process: positive regulation of transcription by RNA polymerase II.
GCCCUCCAAUUUCCUAUGUAAAUGAGGUCGAAAUCAUAGUUUGGCGACUCGGUAACUUAAGCCCCUGUAUUCUACCUCGUACUUUCAGUGAAAACAGCGUGUUUGCCGCCAUUUUUCCGAAAUGGAUGGUGAUCAGACAUCGGUCCGAGUCGUGGUACCGGACAUUUCCGAACAGCUAACGAACAAGUCCGAUGAACAAGUCCGUGGUUCUUUGGCCUCGGAAGAUCACGCUAACACCGUUUCUGUUACACAAGUCACGGUUCCCGUAUCAUCUGUGCCCGUAUCGCUACCGGUGGGUUCCUUGAUUGGAGUUUCAAGCUCUGGGACUUUCAAUGUCAUCACUUCGGAUCAAUUGCAGCUUGCUGGCUCAGGAGAUGUUAAGCAGGUCCUAUGUGGCACACUUAUAUGCGAAGCAGAAUCAGAACCAGAAAAAGAUGAGGAGUCAUCAAGAACUUGGAAUGGUGACAAAACGGCUGAAGUAUCUUUGCAAGAAGAUGAUCAGGGAGACAUGGAUGCACCAAAUACUUCCCAAUCUUGGACAGAUUAUGCUAACAUGUCGAUUUUACCUGUGAGAUGCAAGAACACCAAUGCGGAGCUUCACAAGAACAGGUUUGGGUCAGGAGGCAGAGGAAGAUGUGUCAAACUCGGUGCUCAGUGGUAUACACCUAGUGAGUUUGAAGCUCUGUGUGGGAGAGCAUCCAGCAAGGAUUGGAAAAGGAGUAUCAGAAUUGAUUCCAGAUUUGGUGGCCGGAGCCUUUGGACAUUGAUAGAUGAGGGUGUGCUAACUCCUCAUGCUACAAGCUGCACAUGUUCUGCUUGUUGUGAUGAUGAAACAGCUACUGGACCAGUUAGGUUGUUUACUCCUUAUAAACGAAGAAGACGAAAGGAUGGAGAAGAUAAUGGGAGAAGUCAAAAGAUAAAGUUGGACAUUAAGGGAGAGCACAGUGACGAAGAUGGAGGUGAGACGUCAGCAAAGGAAUCAUCAAACCGCACACUCAGCUCACAUUUUGAUACUAUUAUAUCAGAUGCCAUCAUGGAUGACAAGGAUGCCUCCUGGCAAGGUGGACAGUUCAAUGCCUCAGUUUCAAGCACUUCUGGAGGUCAGGCUUCCCAGACAGUUACUGUCAUGGCACCUACCAUGUUAACAGCCCAAACAACUGUUGAUCAACUCCAGUCUGCUCAAGAAUAUCAAGUUUCAAUUCAAUCUCAAGUCCGAACACAAGCCGCUCAGUCAUCAUCUAGUGCAUUCCACAGACUAGAUGACAUUGCAAGUAAAAUGCAAAAAUUAACCAACCAAUUUCGGAAAGCUGUAGAGGAAGCGCGGGAAUUGUGUCGUUUAGAGAAAGAACAAAUUAGUAGAGAAAAUCAGGCAGUCAUUGAAAAUUCAGUCGCCAGAGCUGUGUUUGAAACUAGGGGAGGCCUACCAGUUGUUGUUGAUCCUAUAGAAGCAGUAGGACUAGAACCAACCACAGGAGCCCCAAGUACAGAAAGUAAUUCCGAUACCAAAAAGUGUGCCAACUGCAACCGAGAGGCGUAUGCAGAAUGUUCUUUGUGCCGUAGGACUCCAUACUGUUCAACUUUCUGCCAACGGAAAGAUUGGGCGGGACACCAAGUGGAAUGUGUUAGAACUGCUAGUGCAGAACAGAAUGGUCAGCAAAUAAUGCUGAUAGUAGAAAGUUCAGAGCAAGUGCUUGGCCAUACCGAAUAAAUUUUGCUUGAACACCCAGCCCACAAUUAUCAGCACUCAAUGCAAUUGUUUUGCAAAAUAUCAUAUAGCUGGAUGUGAAAACAAUAUAAACUUCAAUGAAUUAACGUAGUAACCGAUGUAUUAUCAUUAUCCCGCAAAAUUUAGAUCUUUUACCUGUAACUGUACUGCAUUUCCAAUUUGGGAAUUGCUUUUCAGUUUGUAUGGCUGUGCUGAGUGGUUGAUUGAAUUUAGACUGAAUGUGAUGAACAAUGCUGCUGGACUGGAUGUAAAUAAGUGCUUGACUUAUCAUUUCUGUAGGUAAUUGUUAAGUGUUUGUAUAAAAUGUUCCCUUGUCAUCAGUAGUAGCUAACAUUUUAAUGAAAAGACUGGUUAUCUUUCUCAAGAAUAACCUUGUAUCUGUGCUUUUCCUGUCUUAUUUAUUGAGUCCAAUUUUACUAUUAUCUACAUUGAUUUAUUUUGUAAUUGUCAAGAACUUUACUGCAAACUUCUUUUGACACCGAUCUGUUAUUUCAUAUCAAGAAAUUCAAUUUUAAAGUAAGUCUAGUGAUUCAGUGAUGCAAAUAGUCCUUAAGUUUAUUGUACAAUUUAUAUUUGAUUUAUGAAAUAGAAAGAAAAUUGAGCUUCUGUGCACACUUGCAUUUACAACACUGUGUUGGAACUCUGCUCUUUCCUUUUAAGUCAUGAAUAAGGCUUAUCUGCUUACCCUCUUUCUUAAUGUAACUUGUUGGAGUUACCGGAUUGUUUCCAAAUGAUCUCUAAUCAACAUAUUUGCUUAAUUGUCUUUUAUUUACUUUUUAGCUGUCAUUUGUCAUUAAUUAAGUUGAUUAAAUAUUAUACACAGUUUAUGGGAAUGUUUGACAACCUGUUCAAACUGGAUGUAUAGAAUGUUUCCUCUUUAAUUCAUUUUGCUUUGUCAGGUGGUAUUUAUUGUUUAAUAAAAUAUCUUCCAAA